This is a messenger RNA of Lytechinus pictus (painted urchin), 5265 nucleotides long. RefSeq names its product aminopeptidase O-like. The transcript is spliced from 12 exons. The record is from RefSeq and is a predicted model, not a curated record. NCBI's taxonomy places the organism in Eukaryota, Metazoa, Echinodermata, Echinoidea, Temnopleuroida, Toxopneustidae. Gene Ontology annotation, cellular component: nucleolus. The coding region runs from base 225 to 3146 and encodes 973 amino acids. Gene Ontology annotation, molecular function: zinc ion binding; metalloaminopeptidase activity.
GUUGCUAGCAUGCGAUGUGAUCCGAGCUCUCUAGCUCUCUAGCUAGCUAUAGCGCAGCGCGCGCUCUAGAGCACAUUGCCAUUAGUUCGGCAACUUGGCCAUCACUAUUAGUCCAUGGACAUGGUCGGUCGGAGUGAGGAAUCUUCGGUGUGUCCCAUCACAUUUUUUACUUCCAGAUCUUGAACAUUUGAUUCGUGGACAUCUAGUAAAGUAAUCCAUUUACAAUGUGGAACUUUGACCCUGGUGGGAUGGAGGCAACUUCAAAUGACUUGCCCUUGAUGUCAAACAUUCAUGAUAUAAGGGUCAGGCAUUACCUUCUAAAUCUCAAGGUCAACUUCAAUGACAGGGUCUUCACUGGAAGUACAACUCUCUUCCUAGAACAGCCAGCUUCCUCUAAGAUGUGUACAUCAAGUCUGCAAAGACAAGAUGACGACCUGUCUCAUUCAUAUUCAUCUUCUGAAGAUGUUGAUGAGAAAAUGUCUUCUGCAAAGGAUGCUAGGUCUCCCAGUGGUCCUGCUUGUCAAGAACCUCUGGAAAGUUACAAUGUUUUGAGGACCAAAUCAUGCUCUAUGUCUACAUGUAAUUUUGAAGAGUUUGGUGCAGGCUCUGUUCAUGUAGAUUCUACAGAGGUAACUGGAUUUAUUUUGCCAACUGUGGGUCUUGACAGGAAUUUAAUAGUUUCUAAUGAGGACUCUGAUGAAAUUGACCCUGCCAAUACAUGUACUAGCGUCAAUCCAAAACUAAUGGAAAACAUGAAAAUAUUGAAGGACAUUGCAUCUUCAGAAAGUAAAUCAUGCCAUGAAAGGCCAGGCAAGGUUCUUGAUUCUUUUACCAGUCUAAAUGAAGGAAUUGGAUAUCCUUCUCCAUGUCUAAGGGGACAGGAUGCCAAACAAACGAUCAACACCAGUCCUGAACAGAGUUCAUUGCAUUUGUCUCAUUGUGAUGAUAAUGACUUUGCCUUGAUACUUGAUUGUUGUGAUAUUGACAUUCAUGCAGUGGAAGAAAUAAUUAUAGAUGAAAAAAAGUUUGGACUAAAUCCUAUAAAUACAAUGUCAUCAGAACAAUUGGUAGUUGAAAAUCAGGACUUGCCUUUGGAAAAUGAAAGAGAAUUUUCUUUGGAUAGUGAAAGGGAACCAGUUAAAAACUCACCAUGUCAUGGAACUGCCCAGAAUCCCCUCACAGAAAAUUUGUGUUAUACUCCAAACGAAUACAGCGUCAGAAGAAAACGAUUUUUGACUUGUCAAUCAAUGCAGAGGAUUUCUCUUGAAUUUAAAGUGGAACCUUGGAGCCUCAAAGUUUGGAAGAGAGGAGUGAAGAAACCAGAUGACUUUCCUGCAGCUGUAUGUAUAACCUACAGAACCCGACCUUCUGGAAGGUCAUUAACUUGGGCUGUUGAUCAAGAUGGUAGGCCAUGUGUAUUUACCCAAGGAGCAUGGAUCAACAACCGGUCUCUCUUUCCAUGCCAGGAACCCCCUGGUGCUAUGGCAACCUGGCAAGCUAUCAUCCAUGCUCCAGAAGAUUGUAUGGUUAUCAUGAGCGGAGAUGAAGAAGGUGAUGUGUUACAGAAGAAACAAGGGAUGGUGUCCACUCUCCACUUCACAGAUAUGCUGCAACCUAGCUCCAUUGUUACUCUUGCCAUUGGAGUUUGGAGAUGUUAUAAUGUACCAGUCCCACAAGAUGUAGAUGAAUGGAGAUCAAAUCGAAAGCAUUUGUUUUCAUUAGCGGAAAGAAAAGUUGAAAAUGAAGGGAAGAUUCGUCAAGAAAGAUGCAAUCAUGACGAGUGGCCAUGUCGUAUAGGAUGUUACAACCAACCAAUUAUUCCAUCCCGCAUCAUAGCCCCACCCUCACUCUAUGAAGCUGCUGUAAAAGAGUUUGCCUCUUAUUUACCAAAGUGUCUGUAUGCUGUCUUCAGUCUCCUUGGACCACAUCCAUUUUCACGUCUUGAUCUGCUUAUCUUACCUCGCUGCUUUGCAAGUCUUGGAUUGGCUAGCCCAAGUCUGAUCUUCCUCUCUCAAACCCUGUUAUCUGGUGACGGAAGUUUUCUUUCUCGUCUCGCUCAUGAAAUCAGUCAUUCGUGGUUUGGAAUCCUGAUCGGAGCUCGUGAUUGGACAGAAGAAUGGUUGAGUGAAGGAUUUGCAACAUUCAUGGAGGAUCCAAUUCAUGCAAUCACAGAGAAUUGGUCAUGGAAAGAGUACAAGGACUACUCCAAUCUCAAGGCCCUACUUAGGUACCAAGCAUUGAAAGGAGAGAUAGAGAACACAGAAUCAGAACUACAAAUCCUUAGACCUAUGACAGAUGGACCAGGAACUAGUGAAGGAAGUGAUGUUGGAUUUGUUAAGAAUGGUCUAAAUCCAGACAAGUGGUUUCUGCAGGUGCAUUAUUUGAAGGGAUAUUUUCUCUUACAUCACAUAACUAGGCACCUUACCAUGGAGAAAACCCUGUGCUUCAUUAAUCAUUAUGUGAUGCAUUACCAUGGAAACUUGGUCCUGUCAAAAGACAUAUUCAGCCUUUUGUUUGAAGAGUACCCUGAGUUAAAACAUAGAGGCAUCACCAUGGAAACUAUCUAUUCGGAGUGGUUGGAUAAACCAGGAAUGCCAGAUGAGUUGGAUCCACAGAUUUACCAGCAUGACAAUACUCUUGUUUCUAGUGUACUGUCUGAGGUUGAAAGAUGGAAAGCUUAUGACAAGUUUCAUCAGAAAUCCAAGAAGACAAAGAAGAAAAAGAAGAGGAGAAGAAUGAUGUCUCCUUUGUUUCAAAAUAAUCCUGCUUUAGAGCUUACUCCAGAUCAGCUGAUCCUCCUCUUAGAAGGAAUCUUAGAUGUGGAAACCAUGGCAAAAGAAACUCUGGUUGAUCUUGAUACAACCUACUGCCUCAAAGAUCAGAAUGCAGAGGUACGACAUCGUUGGUGUGAGCUGGUCAUCAAACACAAGCUCACUAAAUCAUAUCCUGAUGUGUGUCUCUUUUUGAAAGAAGAACAGGCAAUGGGUGUCUUUCUUUAUGGGGAGAUGAUGGCAUCAGAAGAUGUAGUACAACAGGAGCUAGCAAGGGAGUGCUUUAAAUCUGUUGCCAUGGAGAUAGAUAGAGGAUGCUACAGAACAGUCCAUGAGAUGGUUUAUGGAAAGCCAGCAGAGAGAGACGACGGUUGAUUCACUUGGCAUUGAAUUGAGUGAGAUAGGUAAAAGGUGGAACAGGACAGGACAGGAAAGUCAGUAAAGAUCAAUUAUUGUAGAUUUCCUAAAUUGGAUGGUUUAGGAUAUGAUGAGAUGAAAGAAAACUAAGAGUUUUGAAAGAAAGAUGAUUGCAUUUUCUUGGCACAAACCAGAGACAAAUAAAAUGUGGAUUGUACACGAAUGACCUUGACAAAAUUUGGAUAGACUCAGCAAAGGUAAAUGAUUGCAGAUUUGCAUGGCAGUGGCCUGUUAAAGGCAGAUGCAUGUGUAGGUAAACAGUACUACAGGAUUUUCAUAAGAUGCUUAACCCUGUCUAGGCCGGGUGGGCUUCAAAAUAAUUAUUUUCACCUGACAAAAGUUGUUAUUUUUGCACUUUUUUUUGUUUGAGCCCAAAUGAUUUUUAAAUCAUGAUAAUGCUGAAUAUCUAGGCUUUAAAAUGGUGUAGGUUUUCAAACAAGAAUCGGUUUAAUCGGGUUAAGAUCACACUUUUCAUUGGUCAAGUACAUAAAGCAGCUUGAAAACAAGAAUACUGCACUCUGAUUGGUCAAAGAGAACACACUCAACGGUUCCAGUGCUGUGUUCAUAUUUAGGUCACACUCCCCAUGUGGUUAUCUCAUAAAAUUAUCCGAGUUGUUGUUUUAAAAGCCUUAUCCAGCCAAUCUGAACUCUAGAUUCCAUGCUACUCCAAAAUUGUUGAAAGCUCGUCUUGUACCUUGGUGGGAAAAGUGUGUUCUUGACCAGAUUAAAAGAUGCCACAUAUUAAGAGUGACAUUGUGAGAAGAUACAAAAAUUCAGCUUUGUGGUGAUAUAGACAUCUUUGAGGCUCAAAGUAAAAACUUUUGCACAAUUUGCGACAGAAAACAGAGGGAAAAAAAAAAAUCAGUUUUGAUGCACAUUUUCAUGCCUGAAUUUGCCUAUUUAUUUGCUUACUUAUAUAUGAAAGAGAAACAUUUACUCUGUCUAAUUGUUGCAAAGAUAUUUAAUUUGAGUUAAGGAUAAAGCAGGUAAAAUCUUAUGAUUUGAUAAUGCUUUCCACUCUAUUUUUGUGUGUUUUAACUUUCUAUUACUCUCUCCGUAAUGUUUUUUAUAUUUGUGCAAUAAUUGACACAUAUUGUCACAAUAUCAGUCACUUAAAUAAUUCAUCGUUCAUUAUUUGAAAAUAGAAUAUUCUGUUGAUUUCUGUAGAAAACAUAUUUAUAUCCUGCGAUAUUUUCUUAUUUUGUUUAAUUAUACUGAACUUAAGUUAAUUGUCACCCCGUGUUCAAUCCUAUUUAUCUAUCAAUUAAUUUGCAAUAAUUCGAAACAGUUAAAAUUUAUCAAAUUUUCUUUAACCUUGACACCUUGCUGCACACAGGCUUACUGUUUCUUUUCAUAUUAUUUUGGCCUGAAAAAAUAUUGAUUCUGUUUUUGUGUACGCAACAGACUUGCUUUAUUUAAAUUUCAAUCAGUUGACUCUUGCGUCAACUACACAACUAUUUUUCUGCUUUUGUUCAUUGUUGUUCGUUUAGCCCUAUUUGUUGGUUUCUGUAUUUUAAUUCAAACAUUAUAUUAGAAAGUUGAUUUAUUGCUAUUUCCAUAAUUUGCAUUUGGCAUUUUAUCAAUGUUAAUUUAAUUUAUGUUUUAUCUUUCCCCAUUGUAUAAUUUUACUAUCUCUGUUGAUUUUUUGUUUGUAAAUUGAACAUUUUCAGCCUGCGAGCUGCCUGUUUGAUAUUUGUUUCAAUAAACCAUACCAAUGAUUCACAAGAUUUUGCAGGGAGGAGGAUUGAGCCACAAGAGGAUUUGGAUGAAUCUGGCCUGUUUGCUCAUUAGCAUAGGGACCUGCGGUCUGACUGUGGAAUCUUCAUGACUUUAAUAUUUUCUAUGAAAUCUAGUUUUGGAUUUCAGUAUGAAAAAUUUUGAAGUAACGAGUUUUCAAAAACGUACAAUAGAUUCAGAUGUGGAAAUGUAUGAAUUUGAAUUAUUUUUUGUACAUUCUUUCACACAGGCUUAUUCAAAAUCAAUUGUAUCUUUAAUGUGACUGGCCUCUAUCUGCAUUAUGUUGAUUAUUAGAGAGUUAUAUACACUUGUUAAAAUAAAAACUUGUCUGUUAGUUGAA